This is a messenger RNA of Anarrhichthys ocellatus (wolf-eel), 1547 nucleotides long. Its product is annotated as exportin-7. NCBI's taxonomy places the organism in Eukaryota, Metazoa, Chordata, Actinopteri, Perciformes, Anarhichadidae. Gene Ontology annotation, cellular component: cytoplasm; nuclear pore. Gene Ontology annotation, biological process: protein export from nucleus. Gene Ontology annotation, molecular function: nuclear export signal receptor activity; small GTPase binding. The record is from RefSeq and is a predicted model, not a curated record. The annotation marks the transcript as partial. The transcript has 12 exons.
GUGAGAGGAGCAUGAAAUGGAGAAAGAUGGCGGAUCAUGUGCAGGGCCUCGCCCAGCUGGAGAUCUUGUGUAAGCAGCUGUAUGAGACCACCGACACCGCCGUCAGACACCAGGCAGAGAAAGCUCUGGUGGAGUUCACCAACAGCCCCGACUGUCUCAGCAAGUGUCAGCUGCUGCUGGAGAGAGGCAGUUCGUCAUAUUCUCAGCUGCUCGCCGCCACCUGUUUGUCUAAACUGGUUUCUCGAACCAGUAACCCUCUGCCCCUCGAGCAACGCAUCGACAUCCGGAACUAUGUUCUGAAUUAUUUGGCCACGCGGCCAAAGUUAGCAGCCUUUGUGACUCAGGCACUGAUCCAGCUCUACGCCCGGAUCACUAAGCUGGGCUGGUUCGACUGUCAGAAAGACGACUAUGUCUUCAGGAACGUCAUUGCUGACGUCACACGCUUUCUACAGGACAGCGUUGAACAUUGCAUCAUAGGAGUCACCAUCCUGUCCCAGCUGACCAAUGAGAUCAAUCAGGCCGAUACGACACAUCCUCUGACCAAACACAGGAAGAUUGCUUCUUCAUUCAGAGAUUCAUCACUUUUCGACAUUUUCACGCUUUCCUGCAACCUCCUCAAACAGGCUUCAGGUAAGAACCUGAACCUGAACGAUGAGUCUCAGCACGGCCUCCUGAUGCAGCUCCUCAAACUGAGCUACAACUGCCUCAACUACGACUUCAUCGGGACGUCCACCGACGAGUCGUCUGACGACCUGUGCACCGUUCAGAUCCCCACGUCAUGGAGAUCAGCUUUUCUGGAUUCCUCGACUCUGCAGCUCUUUUUCAACUUAUAUCAUUCCAUCCCUCCGUCUCUCUCCCCACUGGUGUUGUCCUGUCUAGUCCAGAUAGCCUCUGUCCGGAGGUCUCUCUUCAACAACGCAGAGCGAGCUAAGUUCCUGUCUCACCUGGUUGACGGAGUGAAGAGGAUCCUAGCAAACCCUCAGUGUUUACCGGAUCCCAACAACUACCACGAAUUCUGCCGUCUGCUGGCGAGGCUGAAGAGUAACUAUCAAUUGGGAGAGCUGGUGAAAGUAGAGAACUACCCCGAAGUGAUUCGUCUUAUAGCCAACUUCACCGUCACCAGUCUGCAGCACUGGGAGUUCGCCCCAAACAGUGUUCACUACCUGCUGAGUCUGUGGCAGCGUCUGGCGGCCUCGGUCCCGUAUGUCAAAGCCACCGAGCCUCACCUGCUGGAGACCUACACCCCCGAGGUCACCAAGGCCUACAUCACGUCCCGGCUGGAGUCGGUCCACGUCAUCCUCAGAGACGGGUUAGAAGACCCCCUAGACGACGCCGGUCUGGUUCAGCAGCAGCUUGACCAGCUGUCCACCAUUGGAAGGUGUGAGUACGAGAAGACCUGCGCUCUGCUGGUCCAGCUGUUCGACCAGGCGGCUCAGACCUACCAGGAGCUGCUGCAGUCCACCAACUCCAGCGCCGCAGACAUCACUGUUCAGGAGGGUAGGAGCCUCAGAGGUCACAUUCAUGCUAGUGUCUUCAGUCUGAAUGAG